Acanthoscelides obtectus is the source of this 1157-nucleotide messenger RNA. The record is from the annotation of a GenBank genome assembly. Lineage: Eukaryota; Metazoa; Arthropoda; Insecta; Coleoptera; Chrysomelidae.
AAUCGGUUCAUCAAGUUUUUUGGAAAAUUGAACUAUGGCAGAUAUGAUAUCAUUAAAACGUUUCAGUACUCGUCUCCUACUUAACACGUUGAGUGCGAUAUCGGCCUCCGGAGACCGAUAUCAAGCUUCAUUGUAAUGCGGAGCUCAUUUUUUCAAAUAUUCGUUUUGGUGCGGAAUGCAUAAUCUUACGGACAAACGCGUUCGAUCCUGUUUCGCCGUCAUUUGUGUACCGAAUUCGAGUGGAUGAAGUUGUGUUUUAGAUUUACUCUCCGAAAAUGUUUUCUUCCCGCGUUAAAAAAAUUAUGGAAAUAACAAAAAAUCUACAAAAUACUGGAGCAUUGCCCACAGAUGUCGACACACAAACAAAUACACCUGAAAAUGAAAUUGAAAUCAUUGAAGCAGAGUCAUCGGACGAUGAAAAUCAAAUAAAUAGUCCUGGAAGAAAUUAUCUUACAAGCGGAGAUGAAUUUUCCGACUUUGGGAGUGAUGAUUCUAUCAUAGAUAAAGACUAUUACCCAUCUUCGUCGGAUUCUGAUGAAAAUCCACAUAAUCUGUUUGAUGAUACAAUCGAAGGUAAUAGAUAUUUCCAACACAAUGUCUGUUUCUGUUGUUUCAGUUUUAUUUUUUUUAUUUUCCAUCCAGGCAGUGCCGCCGAGGCCGAUGAUUUCGAUUCGGAUACAGCUGAUGAAAAUGAAGCUAAUGACACCACAGAUGAUGAAAAUGGAAAUAUGCCGCAUGUUGGGCUGGAUACUAAUAAUUGGCAAGACAUUGUUGAAGGACAGGUACCUUUUAACGUCUGUAAUGAGUCAGCUGAACUUAAUUUUGACGUUAGUCAGAUUUUGAGUUCACUGGAUGCUUAUAAACUUUUUGUGACUUACGACAUUUGGCAUAUCAUUGUUGAAGAGACAAAUAGAUACGCCCAACAAAGCUCAAAGCUUAACAGGACGAAGAAAUUCAAAAUCCAGAUUAAAUGUUUGGGUGGACACAGAUAAAAACGAAGUCAUGCGUUUUUUCUCAAUUAUCCUAGUAAUGGGUUUUAACUCACUUCCGUCAGUUAAUUUCUACUGGUCAAAAGAUCCUAUGUUCAGAAAUGAGUUUAUAGCAAAGACAAUGCCACGUGAUAGAUUUCUCCUUUUACUUCGAUGUUUACAUUUUUG